Molecule: messenger RNA, 966 nt
Organism: Stereum hirsutum FP-91666 SS1
Lineage: Eukaryota; Fungi; Basidiomycota; Agaricomycetes; Russulales; Stereaceae
Exons: 6
Coding region: 1-966 (321 amino acids)
Biological process (GO): protein secretion; Golgi organization
Cellular component (GO): Golgi apparatus
Source: RefSeq, a predicted model, not a curated record
AUGUGUGUCGCCUUUUGGUCCCUCACCCACUCUGAAUAUGCGCUCAUUCUUUGUACGAAUCGCGACGAGUUUCUCGAUCGGCCUACUGCACCGGCUCAUUUCCACGCUUUCGGGAAAGGCGACAAAUCAGGUGAAGGCAAUGUGCUGUCCGGUCGCGAUCUCCUAGCAGGAGGGACAUGGCUUGGGAUCACCCGCACAGGAAGGCUUGCGCUCCUGACAAAUAUUACGGAACCAAUGUCCUCGUACAAAUCGUCGAGAGGGCACUUGGUCACGUCCUUUCUCGCCCCAACAUCAUCCCAACAUGUCCGGUCCCUAGCGGACGAGGUCGAUGAUCUCCUCUCGCAGAGGCUAGACACGCCUUACGCCGGGUUUAAUAUGCUCUUGCUGGCACCUCGUGGUACCGGCUUACCCGACAAUUGCUCCACGGCUGCAUCGCCCCACAAUUCACUCUCGUUCUCAGCCGAACUCAUCACCAAUCACGGUGGAGGUGGCCCCCUCGCACACCGGUCUCUUACGGAGUCGGAAAGGCACUGUGGUGGUAUGUCAAAUGGUGUGGAUGGUAGGGGAGCCUCAGAGUGGCCCAAGGUUGUCCGCGGAACGCAGUCGCUCCAGGAGAUACUAGAAUCUCUACCUACCCGAUCGAUGGAAAACGAUCCCUUCCUGAUUAUCUUCUUCACUUCCUCCAGAUGGCGGUCUGAUCCACCACCCGUUGACCGUGGCACCCUUAGGAAUACCAUCCAUAUCGCACCACUUCCUAUCGACCCGAAAGCCCCGAUCAAGGAAGGAGCGAAGGUCUCUGGCAGGCGAUUCUACGGUACUCGUCUAUCGACCGUGGUACUCGUUCGACGAGACGGCCAGGCUCGUUUCCUUGAGCGGGACGUUUGGAUGUUGGGCAAGGACGGUGAUGUUGUUAGAGGCAACAAGAGUCUCCAGCGUGAUUAUACGUUCUCUCUACAAUUGUCUUGA